Penicillium vulpinum is the source of this 1713-nucleotide messenger RNA. RefSeq names its product GMC family oxidoreductase. Gene Ontology annotation, molecular function: oxidoreductase activity, acting on CH-OH group of donors; flavin adenine dinucleotide binding. The transcript is spliced from 3 exons. NCBI's taxonomy places the organism in Eukaryota, Fungi, Ascomycota, Eurotiomycetes, Eurotiales, Aspergillaceae. Bases 1 to 1713 code for a protein of 570 amino acids. The record is from RefSeq and is a predicted model, not a curated record.
AUGUCAACCUUUGAUUUUAUUAUUGUCGGGACUGGCCCGUCUGGUUGUGCCCUCGCCGCCGGUCUCGCCAACUCGGCCGCAAAACCCCGCGUCCUACUUCUGGAAGCAGGCGACAACAAGGAAGAUCGCAACCUUCGUAUCGACGGCAAGCGAUGGCUCACCUUCCAGGAUCAAUCAAUGAACUGGGGGUUUAAAACUACCCCGCAGGCGGACUGCAACAAUCGUGAGAUCGAUUAUAGCCGCGGCCGGUGCCUGGGUGGAUCGAGCUCCAUCAAUUUCAGCGUGUACAGUGUCGGCGCACGCGACGAUUACCAGGAAUGGGCGAGAAUUGUUGGUGAUGAGGCUUUUGCGUGGGGACCUAUUCAGCGAAAGUUUAAGGAUCUGGAGACAUUCCAUGGGGAGAUUCCAGAAGGCAUAGAUAAGAAGUAUCUGGAUCCAAAGAUGGAGAAUCAUGGAAGCGAGGGCCCAUUGCAUGUGGGCUUUGCGCGGGAGUGGGAGCGGGAUUUAACAGACCUCUUGGAUGUCUUCGAGGAGGCUGGAUUUCCGUUAAAUCCAGAUCAUAAUUCUGGAAAUCCGAUUGGAAUGUCGGUGUUGAUUAACUCAACGCAUAAUGGGUUGCGCUCGACAGCGGCAGAUCUGCUCCAGGAUAAACCGGAUAAUUUAACUAUUGUCACUGGAGCCCCUGUGCAGCGUGUCCUCCUGGAGGGCAAAACAGCCGUCGGCGUUGAGUCGAAUGGGAAGAAAUAUCGUGCCACAAAGGAAGUCAUUCUUUCCGCCGGCUCGCUAAACGACCCCCGCAUCCUGAUGCACUCAGGCAUAGGCCCUGCCGCCCAACUCCAGCAAUACAAAAUCCCCGUCGUCCACGAUGUACCCGCCGUUGGCCAGGGGCUCCGCGAUCAUUGCUUCGUGCCGAUGGUAAACACCCGCGUAGAAAGCACCACGGACCGAAAGGCAUUUUACGGCGACAAAGCCGUCAUGGACGCGGCGGAGAAGCAAUGGCAAGAAGAUGGCACAGGACCUUGGUCGAAAUUUGCCUGCGAGUUGGGUAUCGGCUGGUUCAAGCUGACCGAGAAGUUAGUUUCCACGCCGGAAUUUAAGGCUCUCCCAGCAGACGAACAGAAAUAUCUUCUACAGGAGACUAUCCCGCACUACGAGAUCCUCACUCAUUUCCCUGUUCAUUGGGUCAUCCCAGAUUUCCCGCCCGAGGCACUAAGCUACUCCUGUCUGCUUGUCUUCUUGUUCAACGCGCAGACUCGCGGAGAAGUCACAUUACAAUCAUCAGAUCCUGACUCCCCACUCUCCUUCAACCCUAAGUUCCUGGCCCACCCGUUCGACCGCCGACUCGCGAUAGAGGCCUUGCGCGACUCAUUCCGCAUCGCCAAGCACUAUUCCUAUACAAAAGACAAUGUGGCAGAGCUGGCAAUGCCCAAGGGCAAGUCAGAUGAGGAUCUGCUCGAGUACUGGCGGCAGAACAUCUCAUCAAGUUGGCACAUGACGGGAACUGUGAAGAUGGGCAAGAAGGGCGAUGUCGAUGCGGUCGUGGAUCCAGAUUUCAAGGUAAUGGGUAUUGAGAACCUGCGCGUGGCGGAUAUGUCGGUCGUGCCGGUGUUGGUGAAUGCGCAUGUCCAGGCUGCUGCGUAUGUAACCGGUGCAAUUUGUGCGGAGAAGUUGGUGAAGGAGUAUAACCUAUUUUCUCGAGCCUCAAAGUUCUGA